GAGUCUGAAACUGCUACCGUCGUGGGAUGAAAAGCAGGAAAUGAAAGCGUCCACGAUGAUGAACUGUUUUUGCUGCGAUGAUGAUGAUGUCUGCUCGCCGUUAAGCCAAUGAGACUUUGAUUGAGGCAACAGGGUUAGUUAAUGAGUAACGCAGGAACAGUCCAACCUUCAGCAGACAUUUGUUCAGCUCUUACGGCACAAGAAGGCACAGAUCUGUGUGUUUACUGUCAGGACUCUGUGGAGGCUUUAUUUCUUCGUGUAAGGAGUUGUUUCGUUGGUCGUGUCUGAGAAAACAGUGCUGUCAUGGAUAACCCGAACCCUCAGACGCCGGCCACCGGCUCGGCGGCCAAACUUGACCAGGUGCAGGGUCAAGUCAACGAGGUGAAAGUUAUCCUGAAAGACAACAUCAGCAAAGUGCUGGAGAGGGGCGACAGGUUAGACGACCUGAUCGGCAAGACUGAUGACCUGCAGGCUUCGGCCGACUCAUUUCAAAAAACGUCCACGCGGGUCGCGAGGAAGUACUGGUGGAAGAACAUCAAAAUGAUGAUCAUCAUCGGCGUGAUUGUGCUAAUCGUCGUCAUCCUCAUCAUCCUCUUUGCCACGAAUACUAUCUAAAAAAAA
Molecule: messenger RNA, 621 nt
Organism: Larimichthys crocea (large yellow croaker)
Lineage: Eukaryota; Metazoa; Chordata; Actinopteri; Sciaenidae
Product: vesicle-associated membrane protein 8
Exons: 3
Coding region: 304-615 (103 amino acids)
Biological process (GO): vesicle-mediated transport
Cellular component (GO): membrane
Source: RefSeq, a predicted model, not a curated record